CUCUUUUUCUUCUUCUUCGUUCCUUUCUUCGAAUUUCGCAUCCGCUUAAACUGUCGCUGUGAAUCUCUUAAUUCCGGUGACUCAUAGUCACAUUCGCUUGCUGCUCAAAUCUUUCGCCGUACUUGUUCACCGACGGCCAAUAUAUCCGGUGCUGGUGUUAACAGCAAGCAAUUUGAGGUGGAAGCUGAUUCGUUUAGAAUGGAUGCAUUUAGAGAUGCUAUAUUGCAGCGAGGUCCAAUUGAAAGCUUUGCGCUCAAGACUGUCCAAGAGUUUAUACAACCUCAGAAACAAACAAAGCUGGCCCAAGAUGAAAACCAAAUGCUUGAGAACAUGCUCCGGACGUUGCUGCAGGAGCUUGUGGCCUCUGCUGCGCAAUCAGGAGAGCAAAUAAUGGAGUAUGGUCAGUUGAUUGAUGAUGAUCAUGAUGAAAAUAUACAUGGCCAGAUUCCUCAUCUUCUAGAUGUUGUGCUUUAUCUUUGUGAGAAAGAGCAUGUAGAAGGUGGCAUGAUAUUCCAGCUGCUGGAGGAUUUGACGGAAAUGUCUACCAUGAAAAACUGUAAAGAUGUUUUUGGUUAUAUCGAAAGCAAACAAGAUAUAUUGGGCAAGCAAGAGCUUUUUGCACGCGGAAAACUUGUAAUGUUGCGGACUUGCAACCAACUUCUCAGGCGACUCUCAAAGGAGUAUUUCUGUAAUCCGGCUUCUCUUACUUCGGCAUCUACCAAGUGGCAGAAAUUUUCAUCUAGUUUGGCGGUUGUAUUAAACACCUUUGAUGCUCAACCACUAAGCGAAGAAGAGGGAGAGGCUAAUAGUUUGGAGGAAGAGGCAGCAACUUUCAACAUAAAAUACCUAACAAGUAGUAAACUAAUGGGUUUAGAGUUAAAGGAUUCGAGUUUCCGAAGACAUAUUCUUCUCCAGUGCCUCAUUCUGUUUGAUUAUCUGAGGGCACCGGGGAAGAACGACAAAGAUCUGCCAUCCGAAACCAUGAAGGAGGGACUUAAGUCAUGUGAGGAUCGCGUAAAGAAAUUGCUUGAGAUCACUCCCCCUAAAGGGAAAGAAUUCCUCCGUGCAGUUGAGCAUAUACUGGAGCGUGAAAAGAAUUGGGUCUGGUGGAAACGUGAUGGAUGCCCACCAUUUGAAAAGCAACCGAUAGAGAAGAAAUCACCUAACGCAGGGCAAAAGAAACGGAAGCAAAGAUGGAGAUUGGGCAAUAAAGAACUCUCCCAACUUUGGAGAUGGGCCGAUCAAAAUCCGAAUGCUUUGACUGAUUCUCAACGUGUACGAACGCCUGACAUUGCAGACUACUGGAAACCAUUAGCAGAAGAUAUGGACCCGUCAGCUGGCAUAGAGGAUGAGUACCACCAUAAAAACAACAGAGUUUACUGCUGGAAAGGUCUUCGGUUUACAGCACGGCAAGACCUGGAAGGAUUCUCUAGGUUUACUGAUCUAGGAAUCGAAGGAGUUGUACCUGUUGAACUGUUGCCACCUGAAGUACAGUCCAAAUUCCAAGCUAAACCGAGCGAAAAAGCGAAACGUGCUAAGAAAGAAGAAACCAAAGGUGGAGGAUCUCAGGACGCUGAGGGAAUCUAUAUUAGUGGUUCUACUAAUGAAGCGGAAGGAUUAAGAGGCGAAGCAGAGGCGAUGGAGAGUGAUGCUAUUGCGGACACUCCUACGCCUGAGGAACAACAAAGACUCGGUGGUUCUGACACAGACAACGGUCAAGAGGCCGGACAAAUCGAAGACACGGAGACAGAAGAAACUGGCUUGAUGGAUGCUGAUCUUAAUCAUCCUCCUAUGUCUAUCGCGUGAGUAGGCUUUAAGUUUGUGAACCCUUUCUUCAAUGGUGGAUCUUUUGGAUAUGAAGUUAGAAGGUGUUUUGAUGCUUAUCAAAUUAUGACAAGUACAAUUCUAAAUGUAUAUUGAGAAACCAUUACUCUUGAUGAAAUCCAUAGACCAGUAUGUUAUUGUUUGCGUAAAAUUUGAUAUGUUUUGCUGUUCUCAAAUUAUGAUAAAGUAUUCAAGGAAAAAAUAGUACUGUUUAGUGUAAAAUAUAAUUGUAAUUAAAAAAAAAAAUUGCA
Molecule: messenger RNA, 2075 nt
Organism: Thlaspi arvense
Lineage: Eukaryota; Viridiplantae; Streptophyta; Magnoliopsida; Brassicales; Brassicaceae
Source: the annotation of a GenBank genome assembly